AUGUUUCUUCGGCCUGGUUUAAAAUCAAGCGCUCUAUUACGCUUUAAAUCUUUUUAUCCUUUACGUUCAAAACAUGUUAUUGGCAUUCGUCGUGAAGAUCAAUCUCCAUGGGAACGUCGUGCCCCUUUAGCACCUGAACAUGUUCGAACACU
Molecule: messenger RNA, 152 nt
Organism: Adineta steineri
Lineage: Eukaryota; Metazoa; Rotifera; Eurotatoria; Adinetida; Adinetidae
Source: the annotation of a GenBank genome assembly